AGGCAUGCUCGUAGUGCGACGCGCUUGUUAUUUCUCGUGGAGGGUUCAUUUGCUUAUAAAUCUUUAACGGCAAACCCACAUUUUGUGCUUCGUCAACAUGUCUCACAACGACGAUGACUCCUCGGAUCUCGGACCAGCUGGACAAUCGAAGUUGGAGAGCUUCCUGUUCAGCUGCGAGCUGUCCUCUAAAGUACCUUUCUACACUUUCCAAGGAGACGAAGAGGAGGACCUGGAGCACUUCCUUGAACUCAGAACAGUGUGUCUGGGAGAGGGCGCCAAGGUGGAGAGUAAUGUGGUGGAGGUAACGGCCAUGAACCACCAAGGAAAGACCAUUUCCGUGCCCAUCGCCAACCUUCACCUCAGCUGCCUGCCCAUGGUGAGUCUGGGAGACUUUGAGCUGAAAGCCCCAGUGACCAUCCGGCUCAAGGCUGGAACGGGGCCAGUUACCGUCAGCGGGUUACACCUUAUAGCCUCACAGGAUGAAGAGUCGGACCUGUCUGAUGAGGAUGACGAGGAUGAUGACGAGGAAGAGAUCAGCCCCAUUAAACCAGCGAAGAAGAAGCAGAAGCAGUAGGCGGAGAGGUCACUGAUAGUCUUUUGGGAUGGCCGCACUCACUCGCUGAUAUGUUUUUAAGAAAUAAGGUUUUUUUUGUACAGGACUGACACGUUUUACGAAGUUACUUCUUCUCCCGCGCAGCCAAGUGAAUGCUUAGUGUGGUGGAAGCUGAGCACGCUGUUGGAGGAAGUGAAAUCAUGACCUCACCCCUUUCCACCCGUCGGUUUGUCACUGCGAGCUCUCGGUGUCUGCAGUGUAUUUAACGGCGGUUAGGAGGUUCACUUAUAGAAGAACUGUUUUUGCUAUUAAAUGCUACCCAUUGUUUUUAUACUGUAUAUGAUACAGGCACCACUGACGUGGAGUUAUUGCACCGGUGGUGGAAAAUGUGUUUUACCUCCAGUGGAUUCUGGUGUUGUUUAUAGAUACUGUUCGUGUAAAAGCAAAAUCAUUGUGUGUGUGUGUGUGUGUGUGUGUGUGUGUGUGUGUGUGUGUGUGUACUUGUACUUGUCAAACAGGAGUUUCCAGACAAAUUGGGAUUCCAACUGAAAGGUGCAAUCAGAUGACUUGCAUACAUCCAAUGUAUUAAAUGUUCUCAGUGCUCAAGACUAUCUCUGUUUCCAAAUUGUUUGUAGUUCCAAAAAUAUUGUUCAUCUAUGUGAUAUGGCAUUCAUAAAUGUGAAUAUUUUGUACUGUAGUGAAUGCAUCAAGCAAACAUUUUGUUUGUUUUCAUUUAUCUCCCAUUUGAAAUCAUUAAUAAAAAAGGAAUUUUAAGCUUA
Anarrhichthys ocellatus (wolf-eel) is the source of this 1332-nucleotide messenger RNA. It is a transcript of the gene npm3, whose product is annotated as nucleophosmin/nucleoplasmin, 3. The transcript has 5 exons. Gene Ontology annotation, molecular function: RNA binding; chromatin binding; histone binding. The coding region runs from base 98 to 574 and encodes 158 amino acids. NCBI's taxonomy places the organism in Eukaryota, Metazoa, Chordata, Actinopteri, Perciformes, Anarhichadidae. The record is from RefSeq and is a predicted model, not a curated record. Gene Ontology annotation, biological process: chromatin remodeling. Gene Ontology annotation, cellular component: nucleoplasm; cytoplasm; nucleolus.